AUGCUUUGGAGCGCCUACACCACCUUCGAGCCUGAAGUGAUCUUUGGCUCUCCUCGCUGCAAGUUCUGGAGCAUAGCCGCAUCGAGACGAGAUCGACAUCAACUUCUACAAGAUCGAGAGAAGGACAGAUCGGCUUUAGUGUUCCUUCAACGCCUGUAUGCUGAACAGGUGAAGAAGUCUCGAGGCUACCUCCUGGAACAGCCAUUGUCUUCAGCUAUGUGGGAAGAGAGUGUAAUGGCAGAGAACAAGAAGUUCCCUGGCUGGCGAAAACAUCGCCGCACAGAUCAAUGUGCAUUUGGAGCAGUUGAUGAGCUUCGGAAGCCAGUGUUGAAAGCCACCGGCAUUGAGGCGAACUUAAAGCUACGCCUCAGCCUUCGUCGAUGCAAUGGACACAAUGGAAUGCCCCAUGCACCUCUACAAGGUCAACAUCAAGGCAAGAAUCGUACUGCUAUGGCAGCUGUCUACCCGACUCGCUUCUGCAAGGCCCUCAUCCAGGACAUCAUUCAAUGGUUUCAGAAGCGCAACAUUCUGCACAUGCGCUUGGUCGACUCAUGGACCUAUCACCAAGUCCUCUACAAGUGCGAGCGUUGCAAGUUUGGCAGAGCUGCAACAGCUGAUAUGGAGCGUUCCUUCAUUCCGGGAGAAUGUCGCCAUGGUCGCAUGUUCAAGGAACCUUCAGCAGCUCCUUCGGCUGCCUCAAGUCCCACAGCUGACUUUCAACGAGGCAUUCGAGCACAUGGAGGUAUGAGUCAGGUUGAGAUACAAGUUCCUGACUCUAUGGAGUUCACCGCUGAAGACAAGCUCUACCUGAAAGGCCUGCUGUGUCAAUUGGUGAACGACUCCAUGACCAUCUUCGACGAAGUCACCGACGGCAACUACUCCCGAUGGAUUGAAGAUCCCAUCCUGAUGACGAUUGUGCGCUCAUGCCUUCGCAAGAUUCUCUAUGUCCACGGAGUGUACAUCAUCCUGCACCCUUUUGCCAAAGCAUUUCCGGAACCAAAACUGCGAGCUGAACUUUGUCCACUGCGACUGAUCUGUCGAGGCACCUACAAGUCCUGGACAGUUCAUCCACUUGAAGAUCUUCGUGAAAUGUCACCAGCUCAGCAGAGAGAAGCCAUUGAGGAGCCUGACUGGAUGAUUACUUUCUUUGGCGAUGUUCGGGAACCCACUUCGACAAGAAGGUCAUCUCCAGCCACACCUGCUCCAGUCACUCCAGCUCCUGGCACUCCAAUGCCUGGUACACCAGCACCCUUGAUGCCUGUACCUGCAACUCCGAUGCCACCUGCUGAAGAGACUUCUCAAGCUUUGGUUCCUGUGGAUGAUGCACCACUACAGAUGAUGGCCAUGAUUGAAGCAGCUCAGCCCUAUAAGCAGCACUUCCUCGGCUACAAGCUGAUCCUGCGCCACGACGGAGCACAUUGGAAGAAUAUUCCUUCGACUCCUACGGAAGCACAACAGAAGAUUCUGUCAGCAUUUGGACAAUGGGAAGAAUGGGCUCAGCACCCCGUCCACGGAGUUCUCUAUGGACAAGCAUGCCAUACACUUCAUCCACUACCACACACUCGUGGAACCAUCUUGACAUGGUUGAAGGGCACCUCUGACUACAUCAAGAUCCACAAGGAGGAUGACAACUCAAUGAAGCUCAAGGAUGAGUAUGGCCAGCGCUGGGAAUCUCUUUGCGUCAUGUACAUCUUCUACUACCCGACCAGCACUGAGAUGGCGCCUGCAGAAACACCUCAUGGAGACGAAGUGCAAUCAGCUCCUGCUCAAGCACCACCUCAUGAUCCACAAGCUCCCGUGGAGACAGAGAGAGACAUCGACUGUGAACUGCCCAGGAAGCGUGGCUCAGCUACCACUGAUCCUCCGCUACCAGAUCCUGAUCCCAAGAAGGCCAAGUUCGAUGUCGCUCACAACAUCACCACGGAGCUGCAGAACCUUCAUACUCUGCAGUGGAUGAUCGACCGCAAGAGAUUCUUCCGCCUGCAUAAUGAGGCUUUCUGGUCAGAGACCUACUAUGUGCCCCGAUGGUUCAACAAGAUCACCAGAGAGAUGGUCACACAGAAGAGCCAAAUGCUCCACGAAAAGGCCAAGGAGAGAGGUACCUACUUGGUCCAUCUGGCCAGUUCGAAGAAGCGCCACUUUUACCUUGACUUGUCCAACGGUGGCCGCUACAUGUCUGUCACCGCAGAGGACACGAUCUCAGAGACCGAUCUGGCAGAGAUUUGGCCAUUGGUCGAAGAGGCUGAUGGAAAGGAGAUGGCGCAAUUCGUGGAGGAGAAAGCCUUCGCCAAGAUCAAGCUUUCUGACGACGGCUACAAGAUCGAUCAGACUGAAUUCGCCACGAAGCUAAAGCCAUCCACGAAUCCUCCUGGAGAUGAUGAGAGAGCACUGACCGCAUCUGAAGUCACCGACUUGCAUUCAAAGCCUUCUGCCUCGAAAGAAAAUUGCCAGUCCACCAUCUACUCCGCCGAACUGUCCAGCUGGAACACCAAGGACCCUGAAUUUAGAUGGAUCUUCAUCGACUUCCUCUACGGCACGACCAAAGCCGAGCUCUAUUCCUGCGCCUUCCGCUGCUGUUCCAAAGAUGCCUGCACCUGGCAGCCCGAUCAUCGACUGGUCUGCAUCUGGCACGACAGUGUUCAAGCAGCCGCCGCCUGCAUGAGCUUUACCUGCCGCACGGAGCACAUCCCCUCGUUGGACCCUUCUUUGCAACCGACCCUGGUGGCCGUCUACGGCUGUCAGCCCUGGACGCUGGAAGGGCUGAACGAGGCACGGGAAAUCCAUGAGGCCUCCGGGAUGAGGUGUAGCUCAGCUGAGGUCAUUUUGGGUUGGUCUCUCAGCACGCUCGGUGUACAAAACCUCGAUUUGUGCAGAGAAGCCCAGGCGACCCGGCAGCCGCCGCGGAUGGUUCGCUCCUGCGGCGCCGCGGCGAAGCGUUCACUCGGGGAGCGGUGGACCACGCAGACCCGGUUGAAAGACCCCGAAGAGAUUCGGAAGUGGACCAAGCAAUUUGUGAAGUUCAGGGAGUUCAACAUCAAGCAAGACCGCCGACAUGCACGGCCACUUCACUGGCCCAGCCUUCAUUUGGACCGCGGGGUGCGCACAGAUGGCUGGGACCGAAGUGGCGCCAGUGGCCCAGAGCGGGGGCAUCUCAGAGCCUGGGCGCGGCUGCCGGGCUACACUGAGAAGAGAGCCGAAAAAGGGACAAGUCUCCUGCUGCCCGAGAGGAUCCAGAUGCUGAGUGAUCCAGACGCACCACCCCGUCCAGAGGAUGGAUCUGGAGAAGUGAACGGCUGUUCCGCGUUUGAAAGCGGAGUGGCCAGCGCAGACUUCCGAAUCACCUUUGAAGUGCUCCCAGGAACGCCAUUAGGUGAGGGUGUGGAGGGCAGCUUCUUUACAGCAGCGAACCUGCUGAAGAUGCCCUUCUCCUGCGAAGGAGGCAUGUUCCAGCGUCUGCAAAGGUUGCAGAUGGACCUGCUUCUGCGAACAGGCCUCCAGCCCUUCGCUGGCGUUUUGCGCGCGGCGCCCUGCCUCAAACGCCUGGGCACCAUUUCACUGCCCUUGUUCCGGUUGCUGGAGCCGGCGCGGGAUGCCUUCAAAUUGGAGGAGGUGGUGCUCGCCAUGGAGAUUGAGGACUGCUUGAGCCUCUUCAACAUGUUGGUGCCGCUGUCUAUGACUGGGAACCGAUGCACUCUUCGGAGGCUCUCAUUGCACCUUCAGGCUCCGGAUGGCUUGCUGCCACCCAAGGAGGAGGUCGAGGGCUUCCUUUGCUCCGGCUUCUUGUGUUUGUCUGAGUGCCUGGCAGAGCAGAGCUUCAUCCACUUCACACAGAGUCAGGAGCAGCUCGUGGAGACCGUCUUCUUCCAGCUGCCCUUUGCGGCCCCGGAGUUCUUCUCGGCGGACUUCGCCAGCUGCGGACCCCAAGGGCCCACCUCGACGCCCCUCAGCAGGCCUUUGCAGCGCAUGGAUGCGCUCCCUGAGCAGCGGCCCUCCGGCACCCUGAUCUCUGGGCGCCUACGGCCCAGCAUGGCAGAGUCUUGGAUGAACAGCACAAUGCGCCGAUGA
Durusdinium trenchii is the source of this 4065-nucleotide messenger RNA. The record is from the annotation of a GenBank genome assembly. NCBI's taxonomy places the organism in Eukaryota, Dinophyceae, Suessiales, Symbiodiniaceae.